Neurospora tetraspora is the source of this 2288-nucleotide messenger RNA. RefSeq lists its product as uncharacterized. Lineage: Eukaryota; Fungi; Ascomycota; Sordariomycetes; Sordariales; Sordariaceae. The record is from RefSeq and is a predicted model, not a curated record. The coding region runs from base 291 to 2075 and encodes 594 amino acids. The transcript has 3 exons.
GUGGUAGAGGCUAGAGACAGAGGCUCAUUCAUAUUAACUUGUGCCCCGGCUUUUCUUGCUCCUUCGCCGUUGAUGUGCUUUUGUCUAUCAUAAUAUUCUUUGCUUUCUCAACCAGUCGUUCACUAACUUUCCGACUUCCCGGCCUGGUGCCCUUUGAUAUCAUAUACUUUUAAUCAACCCAAUAGAUUAUCGUCAGUCAACCCUUCUACGACUCUCAUACCAACAUCUCGUAUCCAUCACCGAAUUAUUCAACCAACUCCUCGUCUGAACACCCUGAAACAAUUUACAAGAUGAAGGCCACUAGCCGAGCAACGAGGAGCAAAACAGCAACUGCUCUCCUUUCCUUUCUUCUUGUACCUCAACUCGCCAGCGCACUACAAGUUACACCAAAUUCUCCGUGCGCCUCAGUAUGCCUGGACUCGCCGGACCUCGAUCGAUCAGAUCCCAACUCCUUCAACACGAAAAACAAGGAUAUCAUUUGCAAGGAUGGGACAGUCGACAGCCCGGCGGGAAGUAAAUGGAAAGACUGCAUGACUUGUUUACAAACAAGUCCAUUCUCGCAGGACUCUGAGACUGAUCAGAUGUGGUUUCUUUACAACCUGAGAUACACCUUAUCAUAUUGUCUCUUUGGUUAUCCCAACGCUACAGAUGUCGAGACAACACCAUGCAGCACAUCCAUGGCCUGUGGUCCUCUACAACAGAGUGUAGAGCAUGGUAUUCCUGACCCCAAAGAUACCACGGCAUCUUCAUACUGCUCGGCAGACGACGGAUAUGCAUCGGAUCCUGCCAUCUAUGGGCAUUGUACCUCAUGCUUGGUAGCUGGAGGGGAUUCCAACUACCUGGCCAAUUACUUCACCGCCCUAGAAGCCGGCUGUCAAUACAAGCCCGAAGCAGGAAGCGUCAUCGGCCUAAACGACACCAUCUUCUCCACCUCUCCCGUCGGCAUCGUCGACCCCUCGAGUGUCCUCAAGUCCGAAGAGGGUCCUGCGAUCUCCACCACUAUCAUCGCCGUCAUCGUCUGUAUCGCCGUGCUCGUGAUCCUCAUCAUCUCCGCCGUCAUCUUCAUCUGCCACCGCAAGCGCAAGAACCGAGCAGCGCGCGCCAGCGCCCAGCUCGAUUACGCCGAGAAGCGCGUCCGGUCCCGACACCAGCGGCAGUCUUCGCUCUCCUUCCAGUGCCAGACGCAUGUGCUUUCGCCGCGCUUUUGGCCUGCUGCCUGUGAGGGGGGCGUGUCUCAACCUGGUGAGGGUGGAGGAGACGAGACGAUGAUGACGGAUCCCACCAACGGCAAUGUCGAUACCACAAGGCCCCUCUCUCACCAGUCCGAACACUCAUCCCCCGGCACACCGGCUAGAGGACUUGCAACCCGCCGCGUCACCAGCUGGAAGCAACACAAUUCUUUAAUCUCGACGGUAGCUGAGGACCAAGCAUGGGAGCACCACCAACAACAACCCCAACAACAACCCCAACAACAACCCCAACAACAACCCCAACAACAACCCCCCUCAGGCUCCGAUAGUAGAAGCGCCACCAACCCCCUCGGCCUGCACACCCUAACAACCACCAACAUCCCACGCUCGCCCACCCGCGCUUACUACGGCGCCGGCACUCCUGCCACUCCCGCGACUUCCAACACAUACUACAGCCCCUCUCCAAUGUCCGCCGACUCCGUCCGGAGCACCGCCGCCUUGUUGCCUUCCAUUCAGCCUUAUACCCCAUCUGAUCAUCAGCAUCAGAAUCAGCAAACUCCGCAACUCCACAGCGCCAGCACCUUCGGUCCCGGUCCCGGCCAGCAAAGUCCAUGGUCAGCAACGACAGCUAGUCCGUUGUUGAGGAAUUAUGGGUGGCCUUUGCCUGUGCCCCAGCCCCAGCCCCAGACCCAACCGGGAAACGAGCAGCAGCGACGGUUUAACGGGGCAAUUAUUAGCGUGACGACGCACGGCAUUCCGCCGCCGUCGCCGAGGAGUCCUAGGUUUGGUGGUGGAAAUGUGAGGAAGCCGGCGGCGGGAAGUCCGGUUGAGAGUGUGGCGAUUCGAACGACGUUUGAUGCGCCACCGAAGAGUCCUAGGAAGUGAGGAGGGGCUGAGUUGUAGAUGACUAGAUGUAUGUGUAUAGUUAGGAAUGAUAAAGGAUACCCGACCGAGAUGAUGAUAAUGAACUGGCUUCUUCAUAUGCUCGCUAGAAAGUUGCUCUGUGUUUAGAGAUGAAAGUAUACCUUGAAGAGUUGCCUGCUUGUACGAGUCAAGAAGAGUGAAAAAAAAAAAAAAAAAAAAAAGAAUGAGGACGGG